Messenger RNA from Camponotus floridanus (Florida carpenter ant), 918 nucleotides. RefSeq lists its product as uncharacterized. Bases 173 to 604 code for a protein of 143 amino acids. Lineage: Eukaryota; Metazoa; Arthropoda; Insecta; Hymenoptera; Formicidae. The record is from RefSeq and is a predicted model, not a curated record. The transcript has 5 exons.
CGAUGACGACCGUUACUCCGACUUAAUAGUUUACAUACAACGAACGAAGCGAGGGAACUUUUGAAGAUUGUAUUAAUCUCUGUGUAAAUUUGUUCUGUUUUUUUUUUCAAAGACGCUUAUUCUUUCUUUUCACGCGUUUAAAUUUCUCUUUAGUAAUAAAAAAAAAUUAAAAAUGGGAUAUUCAUUGAUAGCGAUCUGCGUCCUCGUGGCACUUAUACUGGCGAGAUUUAUCGAUGGGCGUCCUACGGUCGACGAGAACGGAUUGAGCAUGUUGGAGUCACGUGGCUCAAACUUGGCAGACUUCUCGAGCUACGAACCAAAAGCAAUCUCAUCGCUCGCGCAAGGAAGCUACUCAUUUCCGGUUAAAUCACGACAAAAACGGCUAUCGGAUCAAAGACGAGCAGAGUUGGAGACACUUGUGAGCUUGUCGAGAAUCACCGGCAAACGGUCGCUAAACGUGACAGACGAAAAUGGUCCAACCUGGCAAUUAGAUCCAGUAAAAAUUGGUCGACGAAAGCGUUUCGCGGCUCAAAUUCCAGUGUCCAUCCAUCAUGUCAAAAAAUUGAAACGCGGCGGGGACCCUGCGUAUCCUCUGGUUAGUUGAGUAAACCGCUCUGAACCGCUAUGGAACUAUCUGAUGAUAGCAUGCGUUUUAUCACAAGGGAUGAGCCUGGCACGUGCAAGGAACACUCUUUGAACAUCGCAUCGUUUCGAUCGCUUAGUAAUCAAGUAGUAAUCAAUCGUGGAACUACGGUAGCGAAGAUUAUACAUCAUAAAGCGACGUGAUCAUGAGAAAAAUAUUACUACGAUUCUAUAGACUCAUUAAACUCAUUGUAAAAAAUCACCAAAAUACUGACGAGUAUAAUAUUCUAUUCAAUUCAUUCGUAUUCUUAAGACAAAAUAGAGAUAAAUUAUUCA